UCUGCUGGGGCUGCGGGGCUGUGGGCCGGGGAGGCCGUGCCGGGCCCAUCUGGGUCCCGCUGACCGACAUGCUGACCUUCUUCCUCGUGUCGGGGGGCUCCCUCUGGCUGUUCUCGGGAUGCAGACCCUGAGGAUGUUGGACUCCGAGGUCCCAACAGCAGGUCAAGGACAUGACCGGGACUGACCUGGGGCUUCCUGAUCCUGAGUACAUCCUCUCGCUUCUGGAGAAGAUGCAGACUCAGGAGAUCCUGAGGGUGCUGCGGCUGCCCGAGCUGGGCGACUUGGGCCAGUUUUUCCGCAGCCUCUCAGCCACCACCCUCGUGAGUGUGGGUGCGCUGGCUGCCAUCCUCGCCUACUGGUUCACUCACCGGCCAAAGGCCUUGCAACCGCCGUGCAAUCUCCUGAUGCAGUCAGAGGAGGUGGAGGAUAGUGGUGGGGCCCGGCGAUCCGUGAUAGGGGAUGGCCCUCAACUGCUCACCCACUACUAUGACGAUGCCAGGACCAUGUACGAGGUGUUCCGCCGCGGACUUAGCAUCUCAGGGAAUGGACCCUGUCUUGGCUUCAGGAAUCCCAAGCAGCCUUAUCAGUGGCUGUCCUACCAGGAGGUGGCCGACAGGGCUGAAUUUCUAGGGUCUGGACUUCUCCAGCACAAUUGUAAACCAUGUACAGAUCAGUUUAUCGGCGUUUUUGCACAAAAUCGACCAGAGUGGAUCAUUGCGGAGCUUGCCUGCUACACAUACUCUAUGGUGGUGAUCCCGCUCUAUGACACCCUGGGCCCGGGGGCAAUCCGCUACAUCAUUGACACAGCCGACAUCAGCACUGUGAUCGUGGAUAAACCUCAGAAAGCCGUGGUUCUGCUGGAGCAUGUGGAGAGGAAGGAGACACCGGGGCUCAAGCUGAUCAUCCUCAUGGAACCAUUCGAGGAAGCUUUGAAAGACAGAGGGCAAGACUGCGGGGUGGUCAUUAAGUCCAUGCAGGCUGUGGAGGACUGUGGUCAGCGGAAUCACCACGUUCCUGUGCCCCCGAAACCCAGUGACCUCUCCAUUGUGUGUUUCACAAGCGGCACGACAGGGAACCCAAAAGGUGCGAUGCUCACCCAUGGGAACGUGGUGGCUGAUUUCUCAGGCUUUCUGAAAGUGACAGAGAAAGUGAUCUUUCCGAGACAGGACGAUGUGCUCAUCUCCUUCCUGCCUCUGGCUCACAUGUUUGAGAGAGUCAUCCAGUCUGUCGUCUACUGCCACGGAGGGCGCGUCGGCUUCUUCCAGGGAGACAUCCGCCUCCUCUCAGACGACAUGAAGGCUCUGUGUCCCACCAUCUUCCCUGUGGUCCCACGACUACUGAACCGCAUGUACGACAAGAUCUUCAGCCAGGCAGACACAUCAUUAAAGCGCUGGCUCCUGGAAUUUGCAGCAAAGCGUAAACAGGCUGAGGUCCGGAGUGGAAUCAUCAGGAAUGAUAGUAUCUGGGAUGAACUCUUCUUUCAUAAGAUUCAGGCCGGUCUUGGUGGGUGUGUGCGGAUGAUUGUUACUGGAGCGGCCCCCGCAUCACCAACGGUCCUGGGAUUCCUCCGGGCGGCUCUGGGGUGCCAGGUCUAUGAAGGUUAUGGCCAAACUGAGUGCACAGCUGGAUGUACCUUCACUACACCCGGGGACUGGACAUCAGGACACGUAGGAGCACCUCUGCCCUGCAAUCAUAUCAAGCUCGUCGAUGUCAAGGAACUGAACUAUUGGACCAGCAAAGGAGAAGGAGAGAUAUGUGUGAGAGGACCAAAUGUGUUCAAAGGUUACUUGAAAGAUCCGGAGAGGACAAAGGAGGCCCUGGAUGACGACGGCUGGCUUCACACUGGAGACAUUGGGAAGUGGCUGCCAGCUGGAACUCUUAAAAUUAUUGAUCGGAAGAAGCACAUAUUUAAACUUGCUCAGGGAGAAUAUAUUGCACCCGAGAUGAUUGAGAACAUCUACAUCCGGAGCGAGCCUGUUGCACAAGUGUAUGUCCAUGGGGACAGCUUAAAGGCCUUUUUGGUGGGCAUUGUCGUGCCCGACCUGGAAGUCGUGCCCUCUUGGGCCCAGAAGAGAGGAAUUGAAGGGACGUAUGCAGAGCUCUGCACAAAUAAGGAGCUGAAGAAAGCCAUUUUGGAAGAUAUGGUGAGGUUAGGAAAAGAAAGUGGACUCCAUUCUUUUGAACAGGUUAAAGCCAUUCACAUCCACUCUGAUAUGUUCUCAGUUCAAAAUGGCUUGCUGACACCAACACUAAAGGCUAAGAGACCUGAGCUGAGAGAGUACUUCAAAAAACAAAUAGAAGAGCUUUACUCAAUCUCCAUGUGAAGUUCAAGGGAAGUUCUUCUCAGUAUAAUGGACAAUGUAGCAAUAUUAUAGUUAUUUUUUGAAAGUAACGUGUCAGAAUGAUGCAGCUGAAAAUGAAAAGCACGUGACCUUAGGACUGAGCCUCUUCCUGUCCCAAGAGGUCUUUAACAAUAUUUUCUCUCUCAUCACCGAGUACACUUUAUUUUUAUUACAAUGAUAUUGUAGUAAGCUGCUAAAAAUACCACAAAUGGCAUUGUAAAAAUGAAGACUUUUCUCAAGAACUGUGUACCACUAAAAGUAAUAUAUUCUCAGUGUUCACAGAACUUCUAUUAAACAUAAAGGAAAAACAUAACUGAUAUAUUGUACUUAAUUAUUUGUGCAAUAGUAACCAGGUACAGCAAAUAUCUAGGCAAUGUGGACUACCUCAUUCAAUAACUGAUGGUCAAAAUCACAAUUAAAUCAGACUUAAAGAAUUAAAACUAAUA
Molecule: messenger RNA, 2788 nt
Organism: Balaenoptera musculus (blue whale)
Lineage: Eukaryota; Metazoa; Chordata; Mammalia; Artiodactyla; Balaenopteridae
Gene: ACSL6
Product: acyl-CoA synthetase long chain family member 6
Exons: 22
Coding region: 171-2324 (717 amino acids)
Biological process (GO): very long-chain fatty acid metabolic process; long-chain fatty-acyl-CoA biosynthetic process; long-chain fatty acid metabolic process
Cellular component (GO): endoplasmic reticulum; membrane
Molecular function (GO): arachidonate-CoA ligase activity
Source: RefSeq, a predicted model, not a curated record